Messenger RNA from Pseudovirgaria hyperparasitica, 664 nucleotides. RefSeq lists its product as uncharacterized. Lineage: Eukaryota; Fungi; Ascomycota; Dothideomycetes; Acrospermales; Acrospermaceae. The transcript has 2 exons. Bases 77 to 664 code for a protein of 195 amino acids. The record is from RefSeq and is a predicted model, not a curated record.
CAUUGCCAACAUCACUUUAGCUCUCCUUUACUUUGGCUUUCCAGUAUACAAAUCGCACCCGUGAAGUCUCUUGAAUAUGCAUGACGAGCCUUCAGAUCCGCAUCAUCUCCUAGCCCAACUCCCGCUCACAGUCUCGCCAUUCCUGUCUCUACCGUCGGCUACGACUCUUCCGUAUACCUACAAGUCGCUUCCAUCGACCCUCCCGCCAUCUGCUCUAGACACACACUCCAGCUCCAACGAUCCCGCAACUCUAAACUCCUCCCAAGAGUCCCAGAAGCCAGCCUACGUGAUGUCUGCUGGGGGUCACUCGGCGCAUCCAGACGACAUCAUAUCCAACUGUCGUGCUCUUCAGGCGCACCUGGACAAGCUUGAGAAAGACGCGAAAGAUAUGGUGAAGGCAUGGGAUGAUAGGAUCCGAGAGAGGGAACUGGCGGAGAAGAGGAGAGUUGCGCCUGGAUGGCUAGACGAGGAUGUGAAGAUGCUCGUUCCUGAGAAGAAGUCUGGAGCCUUGGAUCAAGGACUAGAGUCAGGCUCACAGCAGAACAUGGCUGGAAACGUGAUGAGUUUCACCAAUGGACCAUUACAGCAGCAGCAGCAUCAGCAAUCUUCGAGAGAAGGAGAAGAGCUCGACCGAGCGUUUGGAGGGCUCGACAUACGACGAUAG